This is a messenger RNA of Drosophila willistoni, 753 nucleotides long. Its product is annotated as proteasome subunit beta type-4. The transcript has a single exon. Lineage: Eukaryota; Metazoa; Arthropoda; Insecta; Diptera; Drosophilidae. Gene Ontology annotation, cellular component: proteasome core complex. Bases 1 to 753 code for a protein of 250 amino acids. The record is from RefSeq and is a predicted model, not a curated record.
AUGUUUAAUAGCGAACGGUUAAGAAAGAAUUUCUGGAGUCCAGAAAACAAUCAGACAGAUUUAUUGCCCAAGGUCGGACAGGAUGCGGAAGAACCUAACUUCAUAAUGGCUACCCAUGGCCCUUCGUUUCUAGGAAUUCGCUUCGAUAAAGGAAUCAUUUUUGCAUCCAACACACUGGUGGCAUAUUACUCGAUGCUUCGUUAUCCGAAUGCUCAGCGUAUUUUCAAGAUAAGCGAGAACAUCCUUCUCACUGGCAGUGGAGAUUUUCCCGAUAUCCAAUCGCUCAAACGACUCAUUGAUAGCAAAAUGAUUGUAGAGGAAUGCUACAAAGAUCGUAAAGUGAGUCCAAGAGCUGUGGCCACCUGGUUGACCCGGAUCCUCUACUAUCGUCGUUGUCAAAUGGAUCCCUACUUCGUUGCCAUGGGUGUGGGUGGCCUCGAUGAAGAUAAUACCCCGUUUUUGGCGUCGGUCGAUAAGCGUGGUUGUUGCUAUGAGGAUUAUGUGGUGGCCAGUGGAUUUGUCCUCCAUAUGGCCAUGCCAAUGGUGCGUGAACGCAAGCCAUAUUAUCGGGAUCUUACUGCUCGUGAGGCCGCCGAAUUGGUACGCACAUCGAUGGAGGUUGUCUUUUAUCGUGAUUGCUAUGCGAUUGACACCUACGCUGUGGGUAUUUGCACGGACGACUAUUGCGGAAUACAGGGACCCUUUAGAGUCGCCGAGAAAUGGGGUAUAGCCAUCGAUGUUGAAGGAUAUUAG